ACAAGUCUACACCUAUAUAUAUCUCUACUAAUAUAGGGAGAGGGGGGAAAGAGAGAGAGGGCACACGCAAUUAUCAUUGCCUUCUGUUUCGAAUCUACUCCAAUUCCAUUUCCAUUUCCAUUUCGUUUAAUCCACAAGAUUAAUUAUCACACGAUAUCAAUUUUGGAAGGGGGAAAGAAAGGAGAGCGUGAAAUUAGUAAUCGGAUUAAAAAUUUCUAGAGGAACGUGAUUUGUGAUGGCGAAUUUGUAUGUUCAGGCGGUGCCGCCGACGGAUAUGAAUCGGAAUACGGAGUGGUUCACGUACCCCGGUGUGUGGACCACCUACAUCCUAAUAUUGUUCUUCUCGUGGCUGGUUGUGCUUUCCGUUUUUGGUUGUUCCCCUGGCAUGGCAUGGACAAUUGUUCAUCUCUCCCAUUUCCUCGUUACUUAUCACUGCUUUCACUGGAAGAAGGGAACACCGUUUUCAGAAGACCAAGGCAUCUACAAUAGGUUGACUUGGUGGGAGCAAAUAGACAAUGGCAAGCAGCUCACUCGCAAUAGGAAGUUUUUGACAGUUGUGCCUGUGGUGCUGUACUUGAUAGCCUCGCACACAACAGACUAUCAACAUCCUAUGCUCUUCUUCAACACACUAGCUGUUUUUAUUCUGGUAGUUGCCAAGUUCCCAAAUAUGCACAAGGUUCGCAUCUUUGGAAUUAAUGCCGAUCUAUGAACUGAGAUCCAUUAGUGCAGGUUUACCACUGGUAUUGGCAUUAAUUUACAGCAUUUUAUUAUAUUGGAAAUACUGCAACGCUGGAACAGGCAACCGAACCAUACAUCUUUGUGAAAUACUAAGAUCUACAGAUGUUGGAAGUUCUUGACUUCUUGUAUGAACUUUUUACAAGUUGAAUUUAUAAAUUCGCAUGAGCUAUAUUUCUUUUCCUUGAAGUUGCAGAAAAGUAUUUCGUAUUGUUCUGAUGAAGUUGGUCAACUAAACAUGCUUAAUCAGGGUGAAUAUAUCUUCAAAUUUUUUUUU
Messenger RNA from Olea europaea var. sylvestris, 1012 nucleotides. Its product is annotated as ORM1-like protein 3. The transcript is spliced from 3 exons. Lineage: Eukaryota; Viridiplantae; Streptophyta; Magnoliopsida; Lamiales; Oleaceae. The record is from RefSeq and is a predicted model, not a curated record. Gene Ontology annotation, biological process: ceramide metabolic process; negative regulation of ceramide biosynthetic process; intracellular sphingolipid homeostasis. Bases 236 to 709 code for a protein of 157 amino acids. Gene Ontology annotation, cellular component: endoplasmic reticulum membrane.